AUCUUGUUGUUGCUAUCGAAAUACAAAAGACGCCAGCCUACCAGAAAAAAAGCCACAAACAAAUUAAAUUAAUAAACAAAUGGAUAACGGCAAACUGAGCGCCGUGCGCGUUGGCGUUCGCGAAGCACCAUUUCGCUCGUUCCAUGGCCGCCAGGAGCCCAGCAUCGUGCAGUUCUCGCCGCUGGCCGGCAACUCACUGGUGGUGAAGCAAAACGAUUACCAUUUCGACCACGCCUUCCGCUCGAGCGUCAGCCAGCAACAGCUCUACGAUGCGCUCAUCGAGCCGCUGGUGGACAAGCUCUUCUGUGGCUUCCAGUGCACGACCAUGGCCUACGGCCAGACGGGCACCGGCAAGAGUUACUCCAUGGGCAUGGUGGCCGACAACCAGGUCGCCAACGAGGAGCAUCUCGGCGUCCUGCCGCGCUGCCUGAGAGACAUCCUGGAUCGGGUGGCCGCCCAGCAGGAGAACACCGCGGAGCGCACAAAGAUCUCCGCCUCCUUCAUCGAGGUAUACAACGAGAAGGCCUACGACCUGCUGGGCGCCUCCCCCAUGGACCCCAUGCUCUCCUCGCGCUGUCAGAGCCCCACCUGCAUACCGCUGGCCAGCCAGGAGGAUAUGCGGCGCCUGCUGCAGCUGGGUACCAGCAAUCGCCACGUGCGGCGCACCAACAUGAACGCGAACAGCUCCCGCUCCCACGCCAUUGUCACCAUCCAUGUGCAGCGACAGGGCGGCCAGAUAUCCCGCAUGAACAUCGUCGAUCUGGCCGGCUCCGAGGGCUUGCGGCGCACCGGGCACGAGGGCGUGGCACGCCAGGAGGGCGUCAGCAUCAACAUGGGCCUGCUGAGCAUCAACAAGGUGGUAAAUGCCAUGGCGGCCGGCCAUGCGGUGAUCCCCUACCGCGACAGCGUCCUCACCACAGUCCUGCAGGAGUCGCUCACCUCGCAGUCGUAUCUCACCUUGCUCGCGUGCAUCAGUCCGCACGACUGCGACCUGAGCGAGACGGUCUCCACGCUCCGCUUCGCGAAGAGCGCCAAGCGGCUGCGCCUCAAUCCCCAGCAGAUGCAGAUGGCGCGCACCCACCAGCUGCAGCAGAAGGUAAGCCCAGAGCUCUGCCUAGAUGUAGUCGCUGUCCACGCAGUCGAGGAUUACCUCGCGCAUGCGAAGCUUGUAGAGCUGCUCGUUGCCGGUGCCCAGGAAGCCGGCACCCUGCAGGUUGGUGCUGCCCCCCGCUUCGAUCAUCUCGCUGAUGGCCUGCAGAUCGGGCACAUCCUGGCCGCGCAUCGUCACGAUCGGCAGCACCAUCAUGGCAAGGAGCAGGCCCACGGCGGCCUUCGUGCGCAGCUGCUCGGCGAACGCCUCCCGCGGCAGCAGCUGUUCCACGGACUCACCCAGCCUGACAGAGAGGACGAGACGAAACGAAACGAAACGAGACUGGCAUUAGAUGGGAUUAGGUGUGGCUGUGAAUGUGGGGCGCCUGGUCACCUGGUCAGCUGCUGUCCCAACUGGAGAUGGUACUCCUCGAGCAUGUCCUGCAGGUGGCUCUGGCGAAAGGAGCGCGUGGUGCAGUUGUCGCCCUUGGCGCUGGCCCGCUCCAGAUGCUGGCUGAGCUCCGAGCUCACGGGCAGCAGGCUCUGCUCCGGCCAGAGCUCUGCGAUCAGCUGCCUGAGGCACAGGGUCACGCACUCAUUGGGGAGAUCAUCCUGGGUCUGCUCCGGCUCCUGUCCCGUCGGCUUCUGCUCCCUCUGCGACUCCAUGCUGAACUGCGCCACAGGCGGCCAAUCGAGCGACUUUUAUAGGAUGUCUCGGGGAAACCGCAGCCACCGCAACAACCGCAAGCGAUCGAUCGUCAAUAGAUGCACCUCGUCUCAUGUUUCCCCUUUUCAAUUGCAGCAAUUCCCGGACGCCGUCACGCCGCACGCCUUCCGGCGGGGGCUGACCAGUUCGACGACCAUCAAGCUGAGCAGGCCGCCGCAGAACGGUUCUGGCGCCCCCGUUCAGAACAGUACCUACCUGAUGCCGCCCAAGGCCAAGGCGAGCCUGCCCCUGCACCAGAUGCAGCGCACACGAUCCGAGAUGGGGCUGACGCCCAAGGCCAAAAAGCGGGCCUUAGAGGAACUGCAGCUGGAGAUGACAUUGGACGCGCCAUCGGUCAGCGACGUCUCGGAGAUCAGUCUCUUUCAGCAGAAGGAGGAGAAGCCACUGCCACUGCAGCGCACACGCUCCGAGCUGGUAAUGACGCCCAAGGCCAAGAAGAGACCACGCGAUGAUGAGCUCCAGCUGGCGGCAGAGACGACAUUGUUGGUGCCAUCGUGCAUGCAUUUCUCGGACAGCAGCCUCACGCUGACGCAGGAGAAGGACUCCAAGGCAAUGGGCCCCCCACAGCCUCCGACCACUGGCAGGAGUGUCUUCCACUCCUCUGUGCUGAGCAUACCAGAGGAGCCGGGCUCACAGCCACAGCAGCAGCAACCCAUGAGCGGCCUGCUCUUCAACAGUACCUGCAGUCCGAUCGUUUCGCAAGCGGCUGGCCCAUUUGAGUUGAGCGGCAUCCAGCCGCUGGAGACCAGCGCGAGGCCGAUGCUCCAUGUAAGACGCUCCGCCCGCCUGUCCAGCAUGUACAACACGAUGCAGUCUCCUCCGUCGGAGCAGAAGCAGAAGAAUGAGAGCCUGCUGCGGCGCAGCAUGAGGCUGGCGGUUAAAUCGGAGAAGGGCGUCGUCCAAACCAAGGACUUGUUGGCCACACAGAACUCGGUCAGCGUAUUGACAGGCCGUGGCGUUCGCUCGAAGGCGGCCGCGACAUGCUGGAUGAGCAAGCAUCGGGUCAAGUUCCUGGAUUUUCUCAACACGGCGGAGGUCCGCGAGCUGCAGAAGAUGCCCGGCAUUGGCCCCAAGACCGCCUUCUCCCUGGCUAUGCAGCGAUCCCGGCUGGGCGGCUUCCAGAGCCUGAGCCAGGUCGGGGGCCUACCCAUCUGGGCCGGCAAGAAGUGGCUGCGCGUGUGCCAGGCCAACUGCUUGGAUCCGUAGCGAAGCAGAGCGAAUCAUUCCAUCCCAGACGAACCUAAGAACUUUUUUUGUACGUGUAAUAGUCCUCUCAAUGUUAAAUUUUUUUUUUUUUUUUAUUUUUGUAUGUUUUAUUUAAGCGAGACCCGACCCUGUAAUAUUUUAUAUAAACUAGCAAUAGGGUUAAAUUAAGGAAGCAGUAAGAAUCAUCACAGAAGCGGACAGUAAACUGAAUAUUAACUAAGGAACUAUGAAAACGGUUGGCAUUGCGGGACUCUGUUUUAUAUAGUCUCGAUCGUAAGAGUCAACUCUCGCUCUCCGAAUGAAAAUUAUAAUAAUUUAAGACGUGAUUUUGUAACACCUCUACCUUUAAGUGAUCCUGUAAUAUUUGAUGUAAACUAGCAUAAGACCGUAACCCCGGUUCCCCAAUUAAAUUCCCAUCAUAUAUAUAUACAAACGAAAUGAGUCAUA
Molecule: messenger RNA, 3469 nt
Organism: Drosophila obscura
Lineage: Eukaryota; Metazoa; Arthropoda; Insecta; Diptera; Drosophilidae
Gene: nod
Product: kinesin-like protein Nod
Exons: 7
Coding region: 80-3022 (980 amino acids)
Biological process (GO): microtubule-based movement; mitotic spindle organization
Molecular function (GO): microtubule motor activity; microtubule binding; ATP binding
Source: RefSeq, a predicted model, not a curated record